UUUAAGUGGUUAGGGAUAGGGGUGUCAACUUACUUGACAUGUUUUCUCUUCAUCUUUUACACAUUGAUCUUAUAUAAAAAAAAGUGUUGCAUGAAACUGGUAAAACACAGUACUCAAUUUUAAUUAACCGGCAUAGAUAGUUGACUUUGUUGCCACUUUGUGCUUCCUUACGCCGCAGUUCUUGUUGUCACACUUUACAUAUAAUUCUAUUAUGCAACUUUGUUGUAUAUCUAACAUUUCAAAACUCCAUUCUCCUUCAUCUCCCUUCUUAACCAUGAAAUCAUCACUCAAAUCCAAACCUUUAACCAAAUUAAUUUCAGUCUCAUCUUCAUUCUGUGCAAUUUCUCUCUUAUUGUUUAUUUCCAUACUAUUCUUUACAACGUCAAAAAUAGUAAGACUAAACAUAUCUAGUUCCUUAACACCAGCUACCGAAUCUGAUCCAACUGAUGUUAAUCAUCUUGUAUUUGGAAUUGCUUCAACUAGAAAUUCGUGGCCUAAAAGGAAAGAUUAUGUCAAACUUUGGUGGAACAAAAAAAUGAAGGGUUGUGUUUUUGUGGAUAAUCUUCCUGAUCAAGAAAAUGUCACUGAUGAUUAUGUUCCUCCUCUUUGUGUCUCUGAAGACACUUCAAAGUUUCGUUACACUUAUAAACGUGGUUUAAGAUCAGCGAUUCGCGUGGCGCGUGUUGUGAAAGAGAUUGUUGGAUUGAAUAAUAAUUCAAAUGUUAGGUGGUAUGUGUUUGGUGAUGAUGACACAAUUUUCUUUCCUGAGAAUCUUGUCAAGACUCUUUCUAAGUAUGAUCAUAACCUUUGGUAUUAUGUUGGUGCUUACUCUGAGAAUUAUGAAGGGUCUUAUGUUUUCGGUUUUGGAAUGGCUUUUGGCGGAGGUGGUUUUGCUAUAAGUGCUUCUUUAGCAAAUGUUUUGUAUAAAGUUUUUGAUUCUUGUAUUGAGAGAUAUUCUCAUCUUUAUGGAAGUGAUGCAAGGGUGUUCUCUUGCAUAGCUGAACUUGGUGUUGGAUUAGCAUAUGAACCUGGUUUUCAUCAGGUUGAUUUAAGCGGAAAUAUCUUUGGAUUACUGGCUGCACAUCCAUCAAGUCCCUUGUUAUCCUUACAUCAUCUUGAUCUCGUUGAACCAAUCUUUCCUCAAAUGACAGUUUCAAAAUCAGUGCAACAUUUAUUUGAAGCUGCAAAUGUUGAUUCACAGAGGAUCCUACAACAAACAGUUUGUUACGAUAAACAAUUUUCGCGGACGAUUUCAGUAUCAUGGGGCUAUGCCGUUCAAAUAUUCCAAAACAAUGAACUUUUACCAGAUAUUCUGAGAGUUCGAGAAACAUUCAAAACAUGGAAGAAAAAAUUGCCUUAUGCUGGAAUAUAUACAUUUAGCACAACAAAAAUGCAUCCGGAUCCUUGUGAAAGACCUACGAUUUUCUAUCUAGACAAUGUAUCUUUGGGUAAAGAUGGUAUUAUUAGCAACUAUACGAAAUCUUUACGAGAUUGUUCGAACGAGAAGAUAUCGUUGAAGAAUUUGGAGGUGGUUAAAGUCGUCGCGAAUAAGUUAGACCUUGACACCAAACAGCUGCAGAGUUCAAGAAGGCAGUGUUGCGAUAUGUUGCAGUCUAACUCUGAUAAAGUAAUGGAAAUUGCAAUAAGAGAAUGCAAAUAUGAAGAAUUGAUUUAUAUGCAUUGAUAGAAUAAAUCUAUGUACUAAAUUUGCUAGAAUUCAUUCAAGUUUUACAUUUGGUAGAAGUCAAUAGAAGUAAUUAUUGAAGUUGUGUGAUAAUGAUUUGUUUUAUUUUUUUCAGUUGGGUUCAACCUAACCUUGAAAAGAAAUAUAUGAUUGCGAAAUGCUUAAGUAAAGUA
Vicia villosa (hairy vetch) is the source of this 1857-nucleotide messenger RNA. RefSeq lists its product as uncharacterized. The transcript is spliced from 3 exons. The coding region runs from base 212 to 1684 and encodes 490 amino acids. The record is from RefSeq and is a predicted model, not a curated record. NCBI's taxonomy places the organism in Eukaryota, Viridiplantae, Streptophyta, Magnoliopsida, Fabales, Fabaceae. Gene Ontology annotation, molecular function: acetylglucosaminyltransferase activity.